UUUGUUAUGGCAAUAUACCGUUUGUACGUUGUGUUGGUACAAUGUGUCAAUUAUAUUUUGUCUCUUUCUUUCUACAUUGCCAGACAGAAUAGGAUUACUACGAUUUCCGGUUCAAAGCGGCGGCAACUAUUUUUAGCCAAUCACGGACCGCAUUUUAAAUUCAUUCUAGCGUCGUUGACGUUGACGUUGAAUGUGUGGCGUGUGGCGUGAAAAGUAGAAGCGUGUGCGUGAAUGAAAAAUUGUUGUGUUGUGACUUUGUUGUGCGUUGACCUGCAAACAUUAUUUUGAAAACUGUCGAAUUGCAUAAGAUUCGAUGACUUUAAAGUGUACCUAACCACUAAUGGCACCGUGUGUGGUGACAGUGCCAGGAUAAUUUUAGAUGCAACAAAAAGAAAACACCAUUGUGUAAUUUUCUAAUUGAAUGCUACUAUGAUGUCUACGAGAAGCGGCCGAGUUAGGCCGUCUAUGGUGGAUUCCAGUCCACCGCGAGGUCGGAAAGGAGUUUCGCCACCGCGAUCGCCUGCUAGAGGACGUAAAAGCUCGCCUCCCGCUAGGUCGCCCUCCCGCAAAUCGCCCGCGCGCAAAUCUCCGAGUCGAAAACCAGCGCCGAAGUUUCCCGCGCGAAAAUCUCCAUCGAGGUCAACAAAAGAAGCGACCGAAACUGCUCCAAAAUCACCAGUGAAGCGACCUACGAUAUCAGACGUGGAAAUAAAACUGCAUGAUGUUAGUGCAACCAAAGAGAUUUAUCGUAGCGUCCGUACGCGGCGCUCGGAAUAUUCCAUCAAAGAUUACACUCCGGCAUUUACUGUUGACUUAACAUUAAACGGAUUGGAAAGUGAGCUGUCGAAAGAUGUUUACGGUCUUAGAAACCGGAAACUGGUUGAGGAAGUUGCGCCGCGUCGAUCUACUAGGCUGCGGGAAUCCAGUAUCAAUGGAGCAGACAUCAGACGCAGCCUUAGCAAGUCCGCCAGCAAAUCACUCAGCAAAUCCGUCAGCCAGUCGAUUGACACAUUUUCUGAAGGUGAAAAUUCAGACGAAGAUUACAAGAGAGAGAAAUCCAAAUCGGUGUCUAGGAGAUUAGCAACUCCUUUGAGAGAUAGCGUUAGCAGACUUGUGCAAGGAAGUAAAUGGGAGUUUGGAGGGAGAAUUGGAUCAGCCAUACUCAUUCUACUGUUACCAUUGACUGUGUUUUCUAUUUUGGUAUCUUGCACAAAAGUAUGCACAAUCCAGCCCCUGAAAAACUGGCCUGCGUUGAAGAAUCUCUCACUAUGGUUCAGUUUGAAAUCCGCACUUGUCUACCUAGACCAGGUAGUUUUACAAGCACUUUUGGCUCUGCUGCCAAUUUUAGGCCCAAAAGCUGACAGAAUGGAUGAUUCCAAUAGCACCUACUGUUUCAAUGCCUUCUUCUCAAGCAUAUUUACCAUCAUAACACUUUUCACAUUUGAUUUUUUCCAAAUUAUCAACAGCAACACAAUAUUGAAGGAUUACUUGAAACUGGCUGUUAUUGCAUACAUAUUUGCCGUGAUUCUAUCUGUGGCACUGUUUUUGAAAAGCCGUAAAAGUGCAAACUUAAACCCGUAUGGAAACACAGGAUAUGUUCUUUAUGAUUUUUGGAUGGGAAGAGAGAUACACCCAUUCAUUAAGAAGAUGGAUGUCAAGAUUUGGGUUUCGAGGAUCUCCAAUAUAAGUGCACUAAUUCUCUCAGUCCUGAUCUUCAAGCAAGGCUUUCAUCUACAGACUAAAGAAAAUGAAGAAUUAAUUUUAACUCCACAAAAUUACAAUGAAAUUUGGACCAAAUUGCAACUACAGCCGACUAUCAUUCUGUAUUCAAUGAUGCAAAUCAACUACUUGUUAAACUUCAUAAUGAGAGAAUACCGAAUCACUACCACUUUCUUCUGGCAUUCCGAAGGCUUGGGGUACUACCAAAUAGUAUCGAGUGCUCUUUACCCAUUCUACUUCACAACCAUCUCCAAAUUUGUGGCUGAUGCUAACAUAACUCUGUCAAACAGUAUCCUGAUUGUGGCUGCAGUCAUCUACAUAACUGGUUUCCUUUUGAUGAUGAUAAGCAAUAACAUAAAGUAUGAAUUCAGGAAAAACCCUCUGCAACCGAGCAUGACACAUCUGGACUCCAUGCCUACUUUCCAUGGGAAGAAGCUUCUCAUCUCCAGUACAUGGGGCGUCCUUCGCCAUCCUAACUACUUAGGUGACAUCCUUAUCCACAUAGCGCUGGCAAUCCCUGGUAUAGUAUCGCAGCAUUACGUGGCUGCUGCACCGGCUCUUCUGACGAUAUUAAUGCUACUGCACAGAGCUUGGAGGGACCACAGCAGGUGCCAGAGACGCUACGGUACGGCCUGGCAAAGAUAUUGCAAUAAAGUGCCCUCUGCCAUUUUGCCUAAGAUUCUAUAAUUCAUAAAAGUACAAUAGUUACCAAUAAGCUUUUUUUAUUUAAAAAUCGAAAUGACCUUUUACUUAUUGUAAAAAGGUAUCUUGAUACAUUUUUUACUUUUAUUUUAGUAUGAAUUGGACGUAGUUAAUGAAAUUUGUAAAUCAAUUAAUGUUGGUACAUCCAUCACAAGCAAUUGAUUAUGAUGUAUUUUAACUUAAUAUUUUUGUAGUAUUAGUCUAUUUAUAAGCUGGAUUAGGAGUAAUAAAAUAAGUUGUAUUAAAGAUACUUUAAUGCAUGCUCAAUGAUUAAAAAACAAUUUUUUUGCCAUUUUAGACCACCGUUUUUUCGAAUGCGACUUAGCUCUCUUAAAUAUUAACUUUAUUUUUAAUUGACAAUCUCAUUUUCAGUAUUGAAUAAUUUUUUGUAAUAAAUAAAUUAAUAAAUGUACUUUUAAAUAGAUUUAUUUUAAUUAGUUUGAUAGUAUAUCCAAAGCAAUAAGAUCAAAUUUAAUAAGUUCUUUUUGUAAUAAUAAUUUGUAUUUAAACUUUUUGUAAUCAUGUUAAUGCCUUUAUUAAUAUAUUUUUCAUAUUUGUAGAGGGAUUACAUCUCACGUUUAAGAAUCUUACUUAUUUUUACUACGAAAUGCUGGUAUAUAUUAGUGUUAUUUACAAUUACUUUCUUGGACGUUUAACACUUCUAUACUCAAACUAAUGUCUUCCUUCACUUGUCAGCGUACGACAGCAGGGUUGCAGUGGCAGUUGUCAUUGCCUGUAUUACUGCUCAAAUCUUUACUUACUGCAUUUAUUAUUCUUUGUUGUUGUACUAAUUAAAACGCAUUUUCUGUUCAGUGAUCUUGUUUUCU
Messenger RNA from Cydia splendana, 3248 nucleotides. It is a transcript of the gene LBR, whose product is annotated as delta(14)-sterol reductase TM7SF2. The transcript is spliced from 3 exons. Gene Ontology annotation, molecular function: Delta14-sterol reductase activity. Gene Ontology annotation, cellular component: nuclear inner membrane; endoplasmic reticulum membrane. The coding region runs from base 430 to 2406 and encodes 658 amino acids. NCBI's taxonomy places the organism in Eukaryota, Metazoa, Arthropoda, Insecta, Lepidoptera, Tortricidae. Gene Ontology annotation, biological process: cholesterol biosynthetic process. The record is from RefSeq and is a predicted model, not a curated record.